Entelurus aequoreus (snake pipefish) is the source of this 3513-nucleotide messenger RNA. RefSeq names its product serine/threonine-protein kinase PAK 6. The transcript has 9 exons. Bases 393 to 2471 code for a protein of 692 amino acids. Gene Ontology annotation, cellular component: cytoplasm. Gene Ontology annotation, molecular function: protein serine/threonine kinase activity; ATP binding. Gene Ontology annotation, biological process: intracellular signal transduction; regulation of MAPK cascade; protein phosphorylation. The record is from RefSeq and is a predicted model, not a curated record. Lineage: Eukaryota; Metazoa; Chordata; Actinopteri; Syngnathiformes; Syngnathidae.
AGGACCUGGAUGGGGCAGAGAUAUUGUCUCCUCCUGGAUGCUGCUGCCUGGCCCCUUCAUGGCUUUUUCUGUCCUUCCUCCAGCGUGUCGACCCCGCAUGGACCAGCAGCACUCAGCAGCCAUGGCGCCGGGGAUAGAUCAUCCCCAACGAAGAGCCUUUGAGAUGGCAGCGUGCGCUUGUGCCUGCAGGGAGGAACGCGUCAGGCUUUCCCAGGCAAGCGGCAGCCUGCAGUGAGAGCCAGUCCUCUCAUGUCUUCGUGCGUGUGUGCAUGAGUGCCGCCAGUGUGUAUGUGCCCACUUUCAACCCUUCCUGGAGGAGAGUGGCUCCCCCCGUCACUGGACAGUAAGGGAUCUUCUGACGCAGGGAGGCUGUCUCUCUUGAGGACGUGAGGAUGUUUCGCAAGAAGAAAAAGAAGAGGCCUGAGAUAUCAGCGCCUAAGAACUUUGAGCACCGUGUCCAUACCUCCUUCGACACCAAGCGAGGUUGCUUUAUAGGCCUGCCCUCACAAUGGCAGAGCCUAAUAGAGAACCUGCGCAGGCCUCGGCCCGUGGUGGACCCUUCCAGGAUUACGGAAGUGGAGCUCAGGCCCAAAAAGACCAUUGUGCGAGGGAGCAUGAUCGGACAUGGAGACUACAUCGCAGCCAUGAUCAACGACAUGAGCCGCCUGUCUGUGACCAGCUCUAAUUCUCUGCGGAAGAGCAGUCCCUCAGCCAGGAAAAGGGCCAAGUCUUUGGGAAGGCUGGGAGAGGUGAGCGAGGGAGAUGCCUACCAGUACGAAGGCCUGAUUCAGGACAAUGACGAUGACGAGGAUGCGGCUCAGGAUCAGUGGCGGGACAAAGCGAGGAACAUCCACAGUGAGACCAACACCCCUUAUUUGGGCAUGAAGAAGAGCAUCACAUUGCAGCCUAAUGGGAUUAUACCAAAAACAACAUCCACCUAUGAAGUCAGUGGUGGCCCGCUGGAGGGACCUUCUCAAACAGGCCAGAACAUUACAGGGCCGAAUCGAGGCUCUUAUAUAGGCGCUGACGUGGGCAGCCCUCAGGAGAGAGUGAUAUGGAAGAGAGAUUUACAGCUGCCCAGGGGGAUGCCACCGAAUCAAAUACCUGUGGCCUGUUUCUAUAGCCCAGCGAUGACUAUGCAGCAGCACCAAGAUCAGGGCGCAGUGCCCACGGAGCUGCGGCCCAGUGUACCGAUGUACAUGCACCCUCAGAACAGCCCGAGGAGGCCUUUCUCCUCCUACGACCUGAAAACGGAUUCAGCAGUGAGAUACCACUCUGGCUUCUUGCCAGCCGGAACUAGCAGUCCGCUUCAGAGCAGCGUCCGACCACAGCGGACUGUGCGUUCCUCCGCCAGCUACACAUUAGGACUGUCCCCCAAUAUAGGACUGAGGCCCAAUGGACCAGAGCCUUUCCUGCGACAUUCUGGGUGCCCUAAUCCUCCUUACCCACGGCAGGACAGCCCAUCCCAACCUCGGCCCUCCCCAACAGGCUCCCUAGCCACCAGUCCCCCAGGUACAUGCUCACCUGCCUUUAGGCCCCCACACCCUUCACCCAGGCCACCGCCAGACCCUCCGAAGGUGACCCAUGAACAGUUCAAGGCAGCCCUGCAGAUGGUGGUGGAUAAGGGCGAUCCACGAUCUUACCUGGAGAACUUUGUGAAGAUCGGGGAGGGUUCCACAGGGGUGGUAUGCAUCGCCACAGAGAAGCACAGUGGCCGGCAAGUGGCUGUGAAGAUGAUGGACCUGCGGCGACAGCAGAGGAGAGAGCUGCUUUUUAACGAGGUGGUGAUCAUGAGGGACUACCAGCACAGAAAUGUAGUGGAGAUGUACAAAUCUGCCCUAGUGGAAGAAGAACUGUGGGUUAUCAUGGAGUACCUGCAAGGGGGAGCACUAACAAACAUUGUGUCUGAAACCAGGCUCAGUGAAGAGCAGAUUGCCACAGUGUGUGAAGCUGUUUUGCAAGCUUUGGCCUAUCUCCACUCACAAGGAGUCAUCCACAGAGACAUCAAGAGUGACUCAAUACUACUCACAUUAGAUGGAAGAGUCAAACUGUCCGACUUUGGCUUCUGCGCUCAGAUCAGUAAGGACAUCCCCAAGAGGAAGUCUCUAGUGGGGACACCUUAUUGGAUGGCUCCCGAGGUCAUUUCCAAAUCGCCAUAUGGCACCGAGGUGGAUGUUUGGUCCAUGGGUGUCAUGGUGGUGGAGAUGGUGGAUGGAGAGCCGCCAUACUUCAGUGAAACCCCCGUGGCAGCUAUGAAGAGACUGAGAGAUGAGCAGGCGCCGACUGUGCGAAACAUCAACCAGGUGUCCCCGGUUCUUAAAGACUUCCUGGACCGUAUGCUGACUCGGGACCCCCUUCAGCGGGCCAGCGCCACUGACCUGCUAGAACACCCUUUCCUUCUGCAGAGCGGCUCACCUCAGUGCCUGGUCCCCCUGGUGGAGCAGUAUCGCAAGCGCAUGUCCCGCUGCUGACCCCGAGGUUCAUCUCUUGGUGUACAUCCUCGUCACUGGGCCCUGAGCUCCACGGAUGGCAAUGGCGAGGACGGCGAGUUUAUGUUGCAAGACACCGCAUGGUUUUUCGGGCAUGAGAGAAGCACUUUAAGAGUGAGCGAAAAGGCAGCAUGCAAUUGCUCACCUCUCUACUCAGUCACAACACUGAUUGGCUCCCUGUGACAUUCUGUGGGCGUCAACCCACACACAAGAUGGUGCAUAUCAAGUCAAUAUUCCACGUAAAUACAUGUCAUGUGCUACUCUGAAGAAAUCACCUUUAUAUUUUUAUAGUGGGCAUUAUUUGUGGUGCAAGUGGACGGAUGUUAUACCUCUGCACAGUCACAGCGUUGUGGUCCCUCAGCAAACAAUGAUCUUGUGCAUGGCCAAAUGGAGGCGCACACCUGGCCUGAAGUGAAUGCUUGAAUAUGUAUCAAACUGGGAUGUGAAAGAGCAUCCUCCGUCAUUAGCAUAACAAGUGGUUAGAUGAAAGCCAUGCUGCUAUUAUGGGCUCACUGGAAAACCUCCUUUCCAUUACCAACAGGUGUUUUGUGGGUUGUUUGUAUGCUGUGAAUUUACAAAAUGCAUUCAUUUGAUAAUUAAGGACCGAUAUCUAAGCAGAUAAAUGAAUAAUGUAAAUACAAUGCUGACUAAUUAGGUCCAAAUUGUAUUAGUUGGUCUACCUUCUUUACAGAAAUACGUGUAGAUAGGUGUGUAUGUGCAUGUGUGUUUGCGAGAACAUGGUCGUCUGUGUGAUGGCACAUCGCUGUUUGAUUCCGAAACAAGCCCCUUUGUAUCGAAGCUGACUUUUUACCAAAAAAAAAUGUGUUGCUCCUGAAGAUUUUUUCUAGAUAAAGCACACAGGCCUGGCAUGUGAUGCUGUGAGACGUCCACCUGCUGAGAAACACUUUGCACAUGCACUCGUCUCCGACUCGUGUAUUUCUAUUUGUGUGUGUGGAUAUCAUUGAUGAGAAAGAGAAAUUACACUGGAUUUUAAUUUUGUACAAAGCAAAUAAAUGAUGCAUAU